Molecule: messenger RNA, 1792 nt
Organism: Mytilus trossulus (common blue mussel)
Lineage: Eukaryota; Metazoa; Mollusca; Bivalvia; Mytilida; Mytilidae
Product: 2-aminomuconic semialdehyde dehydrogenase-like
Exons: 9
Coding region: 6-1472 (488 amino acids)
Molecular function (GO): oxidoreductase activity, acting on the aldehyde or oxo group of donors, NAD or NADP as acceptor
Source: RefSeq, a predicted model, not a curated record
CAUUUAUGAACAGAACGACCACAAUGAGUGAUAUGUUGGUGAUUGAAAAUUUUAUUAAUGGUGAAUUUGUUCCUACAAAGUCACAUAUUGACAGUUUUGACCCUUCAACAGGUUCAGUUUGGGCAAAGAUUCCUGAUAGUGACGAAACAGACAUAAAUAAAGCCGUAGAUGCAGCCAAGAAGGCUUUCCAAAAAUGGUCCUCUACACCAGUACAGGAACGUUCACGCAUCAUGUUAAAAAUAGCAGACCGUUUAGAAUCACAACUACAGUCUUUUGCUGAACAAGAAUCACAUGAUCAAGGAAAGCCAAUCUGGUUGGCUAAAGCUGUUGACAUACCUAGGGCUGUUCACAAUAUCAGGACAUUUGCAACCAGUAUAUUACAUGAUACAAACAAGUCAUCAGUUAUGGACGGAGUUGAUGCCUUUAAUUACACCAUCAAACAUCCAGUGGGUGUGGCAGGCCUGAUCAGUCCUUGGAAUCUACCAUUGUAUCUACUGACCUUUAAACUUGCACCAGCCAUUGCAGCAGGAAACACAGUUGUAGCCAAGCCAAGUGAAAUGACUUCUGUCACAGCAUGGAUGCUAGCUAAAAUCUUCAAUGAAUGUGGACUUCCACCUGGUGUAGUAAAUUUAGUUUUUGGUGUUGGACCAAAGGCAGGAGAAGCCAUAGUAAAGCACCCCGACAUUCCUUUAGUAUCAUUCACCGGUGGAACUGCUACAGCCAAACGUUUGAGAGUGUCGGCAGCACCAUUCUGUAAAAAACUAUCAUUAGAGUUAGGAGGCAAGAAUCCAGCAGUGAUAUUCAACGAUGCAGAUUUAGAUAAAUGUAUUCCUACAACAGUCAGAUCAAGUUUUAUAAACCAGGGAGAAAUCUGUUUGUGUACCAGUAGAAUUUAUGUACAGAGAGAACUGUAUCCCAGAUUCCUGGAGCGAUUCUCUGAAGAAACCAGGAAGCUAGUCGUAGGAGACCCUAAAGAUGACAAGUCUAUUCUUGGGGCAUUGAUAAGUAAAGAACAUUUAGCGAAGGUUAAAGGUUAUGUUGAAGUGGCUGAAAAAGAGGGCGCUACAAUAUUAUGUGGAAAAGAGGAUAUGAAUUUACAGGAUAAAAAUAAACAGGGAUAUUUCAUGCGACCUACGAUAGUAACAGAUGUAUCAGACAACUCUCGUCUGAUUAAGGAAGAAAUAUUUGGACCUGUUACCUGUGUGAUGCCAUUUGAUACCGAGGAGGAAGUGAUAGAGAGAGCUAAUGAUGUCCAGUAUGGUCUGUGUGCCACUGUGUGGACGACAAAUGCUUCUGUAUUACACAGAGUGUCUAGGGCAUUACAGGUUGGAACAGUGUGGGCUAAUUGCUGGCUGGUAAGAGAUCUGAAUAUGCCAUUUGGUGGAAUGAAGGAUUCUGGGAUAGGAAGAGAGGGCACUACAGAUUCUAUGGAGUUCUUUAUGGAACAGAAAACUGUCUGUGUUAAACUGUGAACCAUAAAAACUGUGUCUGUGACACUGAACCACAAAAAGUAGACAAAGUUUGAAAGCGAGAUGAAAUGUACAUGUAUAUAUAAGUGACCUCAGAGAAAAAAGUCAAAAUUAUGUGAAAUGUCGAUAUAUUUUUCUUACAUACCAACCAUGGAAAAUUUGUAAUUUGUUGAACAUUUGAAUCAGUAAUUCAUCUGUACCCACAAACUCCAUGAAAAAUCAGUAUCAGUGUUAUAAAAGGUACAGGGUCAAUAUGUUUUGUAUGUAAACACCAGUAAGACAUGAGAUUAUUUGUUAUUGCAAUUAAACAUUCCAAACUAAAA